This is a messenger RNA of Rotaria sordida, 717 nucleotides long. The record is from the annotation of a GenBank genome assembly. Lineage: Eukaryota; Metazoa; Rotifera; Eurotatoria; Philodinida; Philodinidae.
AUGUGGCUCUGGUUUUUGUUCAUUGUUUUUAUCAUUGUUAAAUGCAAUGGUAAUAAUAAAACAAAUUCUACUCGUCUGCUCAGUGUACUUCAACGACCACAAGAAUAUCAAAAUAUUAGUAAAUUAAGUGCUCUUCAAUUUCCAUUCGAUCUAGUCGGACAAAUUACACAUGUUAGUAUUGAUACAUUAACAGUACGAACACGAUAUAAUGGAACAACACGUAUUAAAUUAGCAUGUAUCUAUACAACAAAUAUUUGGAAAGCAGCUUUUUUACGGAAACAUCCUCUUGAACCACUUACUUAUAAACCAUUAGAAACAUUUGUUAAACUUAAUGAUCUUGUUCGUGUACAUGUUAUUGAUCGUUCAAUACAUUCACCAGGAGCUUAUGUUUUUGGUGAAAUAUUUAAUUUAGCUAAAAAUAAUUUAAAUAUUAAUAAAGAACUUGUACGACGUGGUUUAGCUGAAUCAGCACCAACAACACUUUCAUCAUGCGAUUCAGAAUAUUUUCUUCUUGCUCAAGAACAACCUCAACAAUCAGAUAAUCGUUUAGGAUCAUCACGUGAUCGACGCUCAGUUCCACAACAUUGUGCAUCACCACGUUCAGAAAUUGAACAAGAAGAAUGUCAACAUGUUAUUGAUGAUAGACAGUAUAAUUAUAUGACGAUAUUAGUUAGUACGGUUGCUAUUAUUGCUUUUAUUGCAAAUUUUGAAGCUUGA